Messenger RNA from Colletotrichum higginsianum IMI 349063, 1026 nucleotides. RefSeq names its product archaeal flagellin N-terminal-like domain-containing protein. The record is from RefSeq and is a predicted model, not a curated record. Lineage: Eukaryota; Fungi; Ascomycota; Sordariomycetes; Glomerellales; Glomerellaceae. Bases 1 to 1026 code for a protein of 341 amino acids. The transcript is spliced from 3 exons.
AUGCCGGGCGUCGCAAAAGAGGCCGUUGUGCCGAUCGAGGCCGCGCUCCUCGGGCUGGCAAUCACCCUCGUUCUCGCACGCAUGUAUCUUCGACUGAUUCGACAGCGUCAAAAUCUCACAAUCAGCGAUUGGAUCCUUGUUGUCUCGAUACUCGAUGCCAUCGCGCUCUUCGCAACCGACACGAUGGCGUACAACCUGGGCGCAAUGGACGAGUACGACCCGAAAGCCCCGGCGGCCCCGGACGACGAACAAAUCAGGCUGAUGAAGGUCUCGUUUGCCGGAAACUACUUCUAUGACACUGGGGUUUACUUUCCGAAGCUGGCAUUGCUGGCCUUCUACUUCAAGUUGAUUCCGCCUACGAUGCCCAUCUUGCGAAAAGUGCUCUACGGAACGAGCGGCUUGACGCUGGCCUUCGCCGUGACUACCUGCUUCUUGGACACAUUCUGGUGCGGACCCAAUGUGUCUGUGAACUGGGAUUUGGAGGGCUCCUGCUCGACGUACGAUUCCAAAGCAGUUUUCCGCAUCGAUUGGGGCAUGAACAUUGUGUCAGACCUGCUGAAUGUGCUUUCCAUGACAGAGAUCGCAGCCGCCAUCAUUGUGGUGUCGUUGCCCGCCCUCAAAUCGCUUCUCCACCGCCGUGGGCUGGCCACAUCGAAUUAUGGGACCGGCAAGACGGGAUCGGACGGGCUGGCUUACAAGAAGCACCCGACAAGCCACUUCAAACUGUCUUCGGGGAGAGACCCAUACGAGGCGACGACGCGAGUGGUCGCCGAGGAGGAGUCGGGCAGCGAGGUGGAACUGAACAAUCUCCAACGAUCGGAUGUGAUUUACAAAUCCGCUCGCGUGAGCAUAACGUACCAUAGGCGAGAGGAGGUUGGCGAAGAGGGAAGUCCCUCCGGGCGUGCAUCCGAGGUCGUCCACCCCGGCACCGGCACGAGGGAUGGGGAGGGGUGUGCAUUAAGAACAACGGACCCCGGCCGGCGUACGGAAAACGGUCGAGUAGCCAAUCAUGCCCGGCAAGGUUAA